GUAUGUGGAGGGGUGUCUGGGGAGGGUACUGAACAGGCUGAAGGGGCAUUCUGCUGUGUGGGAGGGUCUCUGGGAAGACAGGGUGCUCACAGCAAAGCCUGUGGUGAGGGUCUCAGGGUCCCCAGUAAGGAGAACAAGGGAGGAGGUUGUGGGUCCCCAGGCAGGGUUGUUGAGGACCUGCCCCCCCCCCAGGAGGGGCCUGGGACACCCGUGGAACUGAAGGAGGGGUCUUCAGGUCCCCAGAAGCAGGGGCCUCUCAGGCAGGAGUGCUAGGGGAGAAGUGGGGAGAAGGCGGGCUCCUAAGCUGGGGGCCUGGGGUGGGAAGGGCCUCGGCCCAUCCUGCCCUUGUGGCCCCCGGCUGCAGCCUUAGCGGCAUGGGGGUGAAGCGGAGCCUCCAGAGCGGGGGCAUUCUGCUCAGCCUCUUGGCCAACGUCCUCAUGGUGCUCUCCACGGCCACCAACUACUGGACUCGCCAACACGAGGGCCACAGUGGCCUGUGGCAGGAAUGCAACCACCGCAUUUGCUCCAACAUCCCCUGCCAGAGUGAGGAGGCUCGGCCCGCCCGCCACGCUGGCCGUGAUAGCGGCGUGCAUGGUGCUGGCGGCGUGCUUCGGCGUGGUGGGCAUGGUGUUGGGACUAUGGAUUCGGUGCCACGAGGGCGAGUCGCGGCGGGGCCAGACCACGAUCGCCAUCCUCUUCCUCGGCGGACUGCUGCUGCUGACUGCCUUGAUAGGCUACACGGUGAACAACGCGUGGAAGAACAACGUCGUCUUCUCCUGGUCCUAUUUUUCUGGGUGGCUGGCCUUACCCUUCUCAAUUCUCGCGGGUAACCUGGACAGAGGGAAAGGGUGGAGACUACCCAGAAGGCUCCCCAGCUGCCUUGCAGGAAACCCCGGGGACCUCUCAGGGACUCCCCAACACACUCCCGACUCCCACAGACCCGGCAGAGACCCCCCUUGGAGCCCCAAAACCCCAGUCCCCGGGGCCUGCCUGGCCAUCCGCCCCAGGGCCCACCUUCCUCUUCCCGCCCCGCGCUCCCGUCCCCCCAGGCGUCUGCUUUCUACUGGCAGACAUCAUCAUGCAGAGCACCGACGCCAUCAGUGGAUUCCCCGUGUGUCUGUGACCGCAGCCUGUCUGGGGCAGAAUAAAGGAACGGCUUUUUUUGUUUUUUA
This is a messenger RNA of Callithrix jacchus (white-tufted-ear marmoset), 1172 nucleotides long. RefSeq names its product claudin domain containing 2 (gene CLDND2). NCBI's taxonomy places the organism in Eukaryota, Metazoa, Chordata, Mammalia, Primates, Cebidae. Gene Ontology annotation, cellular component: plasma membrane. The record is from RefSeq and is a predicted model, not a curated record.